AUGCCAGCCGGCGACGAAACACCUACGAGUGCUGCGACGAUUCUUCAACAACGAUUGGCCGCACUUCGAUCCUCAAAUUCUUCUUCGUGCGUUAGUUCAUUGGGGAGGGGCCGGUGAGGUGUAAACAACUUUGUUAACCAACGCCCUCCACUCCCCCACCCCAUUGUCGAUGUUGCCCCACAUCCUCGUCGCGGCUUCAGAUCAUCGUCGGUUCCUUCGGGGACUUCAUCGACCAUCAAGACUGCGGAGGGUCUAGCGAAGAACGACGACGACGACGAAGAUGAGAACCUCUCUCAACUGCUCGCUUCUUUGGAUGUACCCGACGACACUGGCGACGACGACUCGGAUGACGACACCGACCUCCUCAACGACUCCGGAAUCGACGUGCCUAUCCAAGUCAAGAACGUUGAUGAACAAGUCAAUACUAUCCACAAACGUUACUUCAUCCUCUCAAAAGAAUGCUCACUGACACUCGAUCUUUCCUGAAUAGGUCACGCACUACCUAACGACCGCCUCGCAACUCCCCAGUACGGCUUCCCUCCCUCCUUUAUCCUCCUCAACCUCGCAAAGGAAACUCGAAGCUACAUUGGGGUCCUACGAAAAUCUAGCACCAAAGUUUGUCGCCCCUAUCGAAGUAUCGUUCUUCACUCCUCCUUCGACGAACCUAUCUGGACCCUCGGGAGGGAUAAGAGGCGAUGAGGAGGAAGAGGCAUUGAUGGCUAGGUUAAGGGAUGAGUUGUCUGUUGAGAAAGCCGUACAGAGUCGUGAGGGGAACGUGGAGGAUGGUUGGGAAAGAAGGUUGAGCAAGAUGAAGGAGUUUAGACCGAUCACGGAUCCGGAGAAGGAGAGAGAGUAUUUGGAGAGGGCCAAAGGGUUGGGGGAGGGGCCGGGCUUGGAAGGGGUUGAGGAGCUGCAGAGGAGGAAAAGUAGGGAGAAGAAAGGGAGGCGGAAGGGAGGGAGUGGGAGUGAGGAGGAUACGGAUAGCGAGGAGGAUACGGAAAGUGAGAGUGACGAGGAAUGA
Molecule: messenger RNA, 1021 nt
Organism: Microbotryum saponariae
Lineage: Eukaryota; Fungi; Basidiomycota; Microbotryomycetes; Microbotryales; Microbotryaceae
Source: the annotation of a GenBank genome assembly